Mytilinidion resinicola is the source of this 489-nucleotide messenger RNA. Its product is annotated as ARF/SAR superfamily. The annotation marks the transcript as partial. Gene Ontology annotation, biological process: intracellular protein transport; vesicle-mediated transport. Gene Ontology annotation, cellular component: cytoplasm. The record is from RefSeq and is a predicted model, not a curated record. Lineage: Eukaryota; Fungi; Ascomycota; Dothideomycetes; Mytilinidiales; Mytilinidiaceae. Gene Ontology annotation, molecular function: GTP binding; GTPase activity. The transcript has 4 exons.
CGAAUCAUCGUAAGCGGACUCGACGCUGCGGGCAAAACCACUCUCCUUUAUCAAUGCUUCGAAUCCAACCGCAUCGUAACCACAAUACCCACGAUAGGUAGCCUGAUCCUAGAGACCGUCUCGCACAACGAAACAACAUUCACAUCCUUCGAUGUCGGAGGCAGCGGAUCCACUCGUAUGCUUCGCAUGCUGAAGUUCGGAUACAAGAUCUUUGAUGACUGCUGUGGCGUCAUCUGGGUGGUUGACUCAAAUGAUCGCGAACGUAUUCCGGAGGUCAAAGAGGAGCUGUGGUCGUUCUUGAAUGAGUGGCUGCCGGGUACGGCGCCAAUCUUGGUGGUCGCGAAUAAGCAGGAUUUGCCGAAUUCGAUGUCGGUUGGUGAUAUAAAGAGGGAGCUGAGGUUGCAUGAGAUCAAGGGGAGGCUAUGGCACGUCCAAGGAACUAGGGCGCUCCCGAGAGAUGGACUCGUCGAAGGUCUGGAAUGGCUUAGU